Molecule: messenger RNA, 2393 nt
Organism: Brassica oleracea var. oleracea
Lineage: Eukaryota; Viridiplantae; Streptophyta; Magnoliopsida; Brassicales; Brassicaceae
Exons: 2
Coding region: 291-2294 (667 amino acids)
Molecular function (GO): protein binding
Source: RefSeq, a predicted model, not a curated record
AUCAAAAAAAAAAUAAUAAUUUUUUCUGGUGAAAGCAUACAAAAGUUUCUGUCUUCGCCACAACAACACAGCCCUCAAGGCUUCUCCUUUUUGUAGUCUUCUGCUUCAUAUCUUUGUGUUCUGUCGUAAAAAGUCUCCAUUCAUUUCUAACCAUUCAUAUUAACUCUUUGUAAUCUACUUCCUCUGUUUUCUUGAAGUUUCCUAUACAUAUGCUCUGUUUUCAUUGAACUCCUCCAUUGGUUUUGGUUUACAAGAGAACCGGGUUCAUUAUCUAAACCGGGGCAAGGGACAUGCCACCACCGCCGAUAUUUCCUCUCCGUUGGGAGAGCACAGGAGACCAGUGGUGGUACGCUUCCCCAAUCGACUGCGCCGCGGCUAACGGUCUAUACGACGUCGUAAUCGAGCUGCUUCACCACGACACGAACCUUCUCGUCAAACUCACCUCCCUCCGCCGCAUCCGCCGCCUCGAAACCGUCUGGGACGACGACGGAGGAGACGGAGAUAUCUCCUCCCAGGUGGCGCUGAACCGCUCCCGCGUCGCGAGGAGGCUGUUGGAAGAGUGCGAGAUCGGAGGAAACGGAGAUAACUCCCUCAUCAGAGCUGGAUACGGAGGCUGGCUGCUCUACACCGCCGCCUCCGCCGGAGAUUUGGGGUUCGUCAAGAAGCUUCUCGAGAGAGAUCCGCUUCUCGUGUUCGGGGAAGGAGAGUACGGCGUGACGGAUAUUCUCUACGCGGCGGCGAGAGGUAGAAACGGCGACGUUUUUCGUCUCGUGCUGGACUUCGCUUUGCUGCCGGCAGAUAUCGCCGGCGUCGAGGAAACGGACGGCGGGAAACUGACGGAGAGGCAGUUAAUAGUAAAGGAAGAGAUGGUUAAAAGAGGGGUCCACAGUGCUGCGAGAGGCGGACACGUGGCGAUCUUGGAAGAAUUCUUACUAUCUGGUAAAUACGACGCCGUUUCGGGGCUCAGAGAUGCUCAUGGCUCUACUCUCUUGCACUCUGCUUCUUGCAGAGGUCAGAUCAAAGUGGUGAAUUAUCUUAUAACGAAGUAUGAUUCGAUCAUGGAGGUUAAAGACAGCCAUGGAAACACAGCUUUACACAUAGCUGCUUACAAGGGUCACUUGGCUGUAAUGGAGGCUCUUAUAACCGAAUCUCCACCGUUGAUCUCAGCUGUUAACAACGAAGGCGACACGUGCCUACACAUGGUGGUGUCUGGUUUCGCAGCGUCCGGGUUUAAGCGGUUAGACAGACAAAUGGAGCUUCUGAAGAAGUUAAUCUCAGGAGGAGGAAGCUGCUCCGUUGACUUUUCUGAGAUUGUCAACGUUAGAAACGCUAACGGAAGAACUGUGGUUCAUUUAGCCGUGAUGGACGUUCUGAACACCGUUAGACAUGACGUCGUUGAGAUUCUGCUGAGAGUCCCCGGGGUUGAUCUCAACGUUGCUGAUGUAGAUGGGAUGACUCCCGUUGAUUUGCUUGAACGCCAAACGCCGAGAACGUUGGUUUCUGAUUUAUUGAUCAAACGGCUUAGAUCCGCGGGCGGGAGAUCAAACGGCGGUUGUGAGAAGGUUAUACCGUUUCGAGAAGAGCGUUACGGAUUCUGCGGCAGUCCAGGAACUGCGUUUGAGAUAUCUGACUCCGAGAUUUUUCUGUUCACUGCGGCGAGAACGGAUCAUCAUACCGCUUCAAACGCUGAAAUGAGUCCAGACAGAGAGAGUUUAGACGGGAUCAGCGAGUGUUCCACCGAAAUGACAACGCAUUCGAAACGCAAACGCAGUACAGGAGCGCGUCUCAAGCUUCUGUUGCGGUGGGCUAAGAAGGAAGAAACAGAGGAGAAUCGACGUUUCUCCGGAGAUGAUAACAACAACCGUCGUGUGCUGCCUCUCAGAGAGAUGUACUCGAGAUCAAGGUCGCCGUCUGAGGUUGGAAACAGAGGAAGAGCGUUUCCGAUGAGAACAGAGAGCGGUGAUCUCCCGAGCUUAUCGGUGAGGUUGAAGUUCACGGAAGGGUUAAUGAAAGGAGUCGUGGUUCAGGAGUCUCCGAGGUUUGUGUUUUCUCCUCCGGUGGUUUCUGAUUACUCUGGAGCUCCGUCGUCGGCUUGUACGUCGCCGUUUCAGACGGUUUCUUCUGAGUUGGAGAGGAAGACACCUGCCGUGAAGAAACAGAGAUCUUUUGUGAACAGGUACUUGUGUUUCAGCGGUGCAGGGUUAGCCAUUGACGGUUCUUCUGAGAUGAGUAAUGGCUCUGGUACUCGUCUUGGUCCCAGGAGUUUCAAAAGAGUCAUGUCUUUGGUUUCUUAGAUACAUACUUUCCUUUCUUGUGUCACACGUUACCUAAUGCUCAUGUAUUUCUAUAAGUAAAGAACUGAAUACAAACAUAGUAUUGUUUUUAAUGUAAAA